Eimeria maxima is the source of this 3210-nucleotide messenger RNA. RefSeq lists its product as hypothetical. The record is from RefSeq and is a predicted model, not a curated record. Lineage: Eukaryota; Apicomplexa; Conoidasida; Eucoccidiorida; Eimeriidae. The transcript is spliced from 11 exons. The coding region runs from base 1 to 3210 and encodes 1069 amino acids.
AUGCCUGCUGUUGAAGGGCCGGCCGCCGCUGGUGGGGGAGGAGGAGGCGGGGUGAUGAUGCUGCCGUCACACCCACUGUAUUAUUUCUCCACACACAACGCCUUGCGGGGAGCGGAUGGAGACGAUUUGCAUUUUAGAGUUUGUUUCGAAGAACUUCAUGGUUCUCGCUCGUGCGAGCUGGACGUUUACCCCUUCUACGACGUACAAAUGGUCAAACGGCUGCUCAUCAAAAAACUUAGGCUCCCCUCAUCUAUGCAGGUAAAAGACGUACGUUUGAUAUUCAGGGGAAGCGAACUGCCGAACUGGAGGCCCAUGACAGUCUUCUUCGAAAACCCGGUUAAACGGUUGCUAUGGGCUGUGAGGGGGGGCAGUGCGCAGGCAUCUAUCAGGCCUUUCGCGCGCAGCCAGACCUUUCGCAGCAAAGAACUCCUCAGGAUUCUUGAGGAAGUGAGUUUCCAACUGCAGCCAACAUCGCUGCAGUACCUUGUGCAACGGGACCAGCUUGUGGUCCGCCUUGGCUUCCGCAGGAACGUGGCUCCAAAGCUGACUAUGGAUGGCACUGGUGGCACCUACAUUUUGUUUGACGGCCGUCGGCGUCCAGUGGCCGUGUUUAAGCCUGAGGACGAAGAAGCCUUCGCCCCGUGUAACCCGCGGGGCUACGAGGGGCGUCUGGGUCAGCAAGGACUGCGAGGAGGAGUGCUGAGUGGAGAGGGGGCGGGACGCGAGUUUGCCGCAUACCUUCUGGAUGCGAGUUAUGGCGGGUUUGCCGGCGUUCCGGCAACUAUGAUGGUGGAGGCGUGCCACCCGGCCUUCUGCAGCAAAGGGCAGAUAGAGGUCGAUGGAGACGUGAUGAUGAACACAUACGUCCGCAGCGAAUCGUCGCCCAGCGUAUCUUGGAAAGUUGGGAGCUUUCAGGCCUUUGUAGAGGCCAAGGAAUGUGUCGGAAACUUUGACGCGCGGCUCUUCUCUGUAGGAGAUGUGCACCGUAUUGCGAUAUUUGACUUGCGUGUCAUGAACCUGGACCGUAACGACAGCAACAUUCUGGUGGCUCCUGUGGUUGGAUAUCAAAAGGAGCCGUCGGCUGGCGGCAGUUCCCGCAGCCUGCGUGCCUCAGGUGGGGUUGUGAAGCAGAUACAGAGCAAGUUGCUACGCAGCGUUUCUGCGGUGGGCUCCUGCGGGACACAGCUCUGCGUUGCUGAUAAAGCAGCAGUGGCAGGCGCGGAAACAGCAGCCUCUGCAGCGUCUGGGGUAUUGACGCCUGAUGGAAAACCAACGAAGUUUCGCCUUAUUCCCAUUGACCACGGGAUGAUCUUGACGGACGUUCUGGAUGUGGCGACCUUAGACCUUGUUUGGUUCGACUGGCCCCAAAGCAAAGAGCCAUACAGUGAAAGCGAACUACGUCUGAUAUACUCAUUCGACGUGGAUAAGGACUUGGAGCGCUUGUCGCGUCGGGUUGCCUUGAGGGACAAUUGUCUAAGAACCCUUCGGCUCGCCACGAAACUGCUGCAAAUCUGUGCCCGGCAUCACUUGACGGUUCGGGAGACGGCGACGAUUGCCGUGCGCGACGACUUUGACAUACCCUCACCCUUGGAGCACCUGAUCCGGCGAAGCCUUGAGAUUUCUUACCUUGCGUUGGAUUCUACGUCGUUGAUGAGCACCAACAGGCUAGGCUUUGGAAUUAUGGAUCUAGCCGAGCUGCAGGGAGAUCCGGGGAAGCAGCAGGGGUUGCGGCGCUCUUCUUUCGAGGCAAAGUUGAAGAAAGCCUUGCGGAAGAAGAAGAAGGGUGUAGACGAUGGAACUGUGGAGGAAGCAGCUGUUGGCGCUAAUGGGGUUUGCAGGCGCUGCGGUGGCAUCGUUUCCGCAGCUGGAGCAGCCACAACAGGCCUUCACGGCAACACGUCAGUCAGUUGCACAGUUCCGUCAACAGUUGACGCUGACGGGGAAGUAGACAGUGAAGACUUUGAGGAGAGACCCCUCGUCAGGUCCUGCACGACCAUUGAGGCUUGGAGUGAUUCGCGCUCACCAGUAGGGGCACAUGCCCAGGAGGGUACUAGUGGCGAACCAAGAGCAUGUCGCAACACCGCUGCUGCAGCCCUAGCCCGUGCUGAAGUUUCACCAUCCGAAGGGAGGCUCCCCGUAGCUGGAACUGUGGGGGAAAUUGCGCCUUCUGGGGCUGCAGUGAUAGAUGCAGAAGAUGGACGACGGAAUGCUGACGACCUCGUCCCCUGCAGAUGUGGUGAAAGAAUUGAACGCCGCAGCAGUAACGGUCAGGGCGAUUCAGUAGACAGCACCAGCGACAGCGACCUAAGCAGCAACAGUCUGAGCACAAGUAGCAACGACGGGACGCAGACAAGCUGGACGAGCAGCGACAGUGACGAGGACAGCAGCAAGUCGGCUUCCGAAGUGGAGGAACGACUGGCAACCCCUACAUUCGGCAGUUUCCAAGCACCCGGAGCGGCUGGUGGACCCCUUAGGCACCUUCCUAGCGCUGCUUUGUUCCGAUACCCUUCGGGGGAACCGCGCCUUUCAGGGCGCCGUAAACGCCGAACGUCCCGUAACCGACGACGCAAGGCAGAAACAGAGACAGAGACAAAGACAGAUGAUGCAACUGCCACUGUCCCGUCUGUGCCUCGCAAUGAACCGGAUGUGUUUGGCAACAGACACACUAAGGGCACAGUGAGACGGCUAAACGGAACAGCACGGGGCACCGGAUGCCGCCCAAAGAAGCAACCCUCCGCAACGACAAGCACUUGGAGUCUGACGGACUCGAGCGGUCGCGUCAUUCUGCUAGACUGGCGAGACGGCCGCCUUGAAAAGCUUUUUUUCGAAGUUUACGAAUCCCUGCUAAGGCAGCACAUCCUGCACAACCAUCCUCAGUGGUAUACAUACCCGUACAACGGAGAGGCGAUUGAGCGUAGUGAACGUCGACAACAGUUGUUCCGUAGGGAGGAGAGCGCAACCCUUGUCGCACCGGUUGUUGCCGGGCCUACAGUGCAGGUUAACUCGCAGCCAGUGCAUGCAUCGAACACACAUCGCAGGCUUAGCUCGGAGGCAAGUGAUGAUGCCACAGCCACUGCCGCAGGCCCUCAAUCGACCCACAAAUAUCUUAAACCUGCGCAGCACCUACAUCCACAGUCACCACGGCAACACGAGGACAGGGCGCCAGCAGCAUCUCGCCAGACGCGUUUUAACAUUUCAUCAGGCGCUUAG